Salvelinus namaycush (lake trout) is the source of this 1671-nucleotide messenger RNA. RefSeq lists its product as uncharacterized. Bases 24 to 1214 code for a protein of 396 amino acids. Gene Ontology annotation, cellular component: nucleus. The record is from RefSeq and is a predicted model, not a curated record. NCBI's taxonomy places the organism in Eukaryota, Metazoa, Chordata, Actinopteri, Salmoniformes, Salmonidae. The transcript has 8 exons.
GAUGCAGCUGUUCUUCUGUAAACAUGGCGUCCGUAACAACAGCCACCUCGGAGUGGAUCCAGUUCUUCAAAGAUGCUGGGAUACCUGCUGGUCUGGCUGUCAACUAUGCUGUGUCUUUUGUGGACAACAGGGUCCAGAAGAACAUGCUGAUGGACCUCAGUAAGGAGAUCAUGAUGGACCUGGGCAUCACUGUCAUCGGUGACAUUAUUGCCAUCCUCAAACACGCCAAACAGGUCUACCGACAGGACAUGUGCAAAAUGGCCACACAGGCCAUAACCUCAGGACAGUCCAGCGUUCAGACCGAACUCCGAAGAACUGCCAACACCCCCGCCACACGUAUGAUUGCCAACGCCUUAAGCCGCGACUCACCGCCAAGCACACCAGCCCAUCACCCUGACAACCGGGCAAUCUCUGUGACAGUGUCCAACAAACAGGCCAAGAGUGGCAAAGCAGUGCUGAGCCGGCCUGCUGACGAGGGGAACGGUCUGCCGGUGAAGCGUCGGCGCGUGACUGCAGAGAUGGAAGGCAAGUACAUCAUCAACAUGCCCAAAGGCACCACGGCACGCACCGCCCGAAUCCUGGCCCAGCAGGCCAAGAAAGGGAACAAGCGGAUGUCCGUGUUUGAGCGACUGGGAGCCGAGUCCAAGGCAGAUACCACCACGGGUAGCAGCAAGGCCACGGGUGUGUUCAGUCGUCUGGGCCGAGCAGACGAAGCGGAGGAGGAGCAGGGAACAGCAGGAAGGGUUGAUGUAGACGGAGUGGAAGAGGAGGAGGAGGAGGAGGAGGAGGAUGAUAGUGACGGAGAGGGUUCGGUCCUACAGUACGCUGGCGUCCUCAAGCGACUCCCACCCUCCCAGAAGAAAGAGCCUGGGGCCCCCAAGCUGGCCCCCACCACCCUCCGCCGCCUGGGAGGGAAAUUCAAACUCCCCCCCACUGAUUCUCCCUCCUCCUCCUCCUCUUCCUCCCCCGAUGGCCUCCCCCCUGCCAAGCUCAGCGUGCUUCAGAGACUGGGCAAGCCCCCUGCCUCCCCACCGCCUGCCGACACCCAGGACAGCCGGGUGACCAGCACCAGAAAUAAGGCCCGACCAGGCCUGGCCCUGGCUAGCCCCAAGGUCACCAGCAGCACCAGGGCUGGAGGAGGGGAGAGUUUUGGGGCUCAGAUGGACGUAGGGUCAGUCAAUGUCUUUAAGAGACUAGGCAGCAGGAGGACCUAACACAUAUCAGGUCAUGUCUAGACUUAAACAGUACCUUUUUAUUAUUUGGUAUUAUUACCCCUACGUGUUGGAGUCAUGACAAGCAUUGUGUUAUUAUAUCCAACCGUAGAGGUUUGAGACGACCACUGCAACCUGGGUGAAUGAACAUUUUGGAUGUUGCAUCAGGUUUUGAAAGGUAAGUUUAGUUUCUAUAGGCAUAAAUUGACCCAUCCGAGCUAACUACAUUUUUAAGUUGGACACAUACAGACGAAAGAUAGCCACGCUAUGGUGCGGUAUUCACUCUCUGCAUUUUCUCCACGCUGCUGUUCCUCUCCCUCUGCCAAACAAGGAGAUUAAAACUGCUGUACCCAUCUCUAGCUUUUAGUUGUAUUGUUUUAUACUAUUGUUAUGGCAUGGCACCAACACAGUGGCCUCUUGACCUCAUAUGCCUCCAGUUGGGGAUGCCAUCCGUUACCCC